Messenger RNA from Polyodon spathula (Mississippi paddlefish), 2281 nucleotides. RefSeq names its product barttin-like. The transcript is spliced from 4 exons. NCBI's taxonomy places the organism in Eukaryota, Metazoa, Chordata, Actinopteri, Acipenseriformes, Polyodontidae. Gene Ontology annotation, molecular function: chloride channel regulator activity. The record is from RefSeq and is a predicted model, not a curated record. Gene Ontology annotation, biological process: chloride transport. Gene Ontology annotation, cellular component: basolateral plasma membrane. The coding region runs from base 371 to 1213 and encodes 280 amino acids.
UAAUCACUCUGUCCACUGGAAGCAAGUCUGCUAAAUCUUCACAUGCCUGGUGUAGCUGCCCCAGGCAAGGUUAAACAACAUAGCAGCAGUGGUGUGUAAACUUCUGAGACCAUUUGCAUUGAUUACAGUCAAUCCAACCUGCCCAGAUCAAACCUGGGCUGGCCAGCCUGAAAACCAUCCCUGUUUAUACUCAACACUGGUGCACUGGGCUUGGAAUCAGAGCAGCUCUGCCCACUGCUUCACACGGCUUCUCUCAGCUUCAGUAGAAGGAAGGCAUGUACUUUGAGCCUGGGUCUCGCUGGAGUUACCUGCUUUCUUUGCUGUGGUAUUUUUUUUAUUGAUUUGAGAAAGUUAAUGGUCAGCAGGAGGCAUGGCUGAAAACAAGACGUUCCGCUACGGGCUGAUCGUACUGGGAUUGUUCCUGGUGAUGAUCGGCAUGUUCAUCAUGAUCGUGGACAAGCCCCACAUCUAUGCUACCUUCUGCGCCCUGGGAGUCCUCAUGGUGGUCCUGGGCAUUGUCUGGAGCAUGUGUCAAUGCUAUCCCAAGGUCACAUUCGUAACUGUUGCUGAGCAGGAGUCUGAGUUCCUCAUAGCACAGAAGUACAAACUCUCUGUAGCUUCCAUUGAGAGUGAGGUCCCAGAUAAAAAGAGUUCCAGUUCUUCAACCUACACCUGCCCAGAAGAAGCUGACAUGUACGAUCACAGCCUCCCGGCUUACCACCAAAUUGAAAUAAUGAGGCUCGAAACCGAGGACACGCUGGGCCUGCAGUCAGCUUCCCCGGCACUCUCCCUGGAAUCCAGGGCUCAGGAAACCCUGGGGUCUGUGCAGGCCAGAGCAGAGGUGCACUGGGUCAAGAUGAGCCAAGGAGAAAGUGCAACGCACGAGGACACCCUGUCAGCUCCACGUGUGCCGGAGUGGUACAGGGCAGCCCCCCUGGCCUCCUUCGUGGAAGACUCUACCAGCCUCUCCACCGCAGACCCUGUCUUCCUGCAGCAGCCUGGCCCCGGACUCACAGAGCUGCCUCGCUACGAAGAUAUCGCCCUGAUCGAUGCCCCACCCUGCGAGGGGCAGUGCCCCUGCCACGCUGACACCAGCGGCUUCCUGAGAGACGACUGCCUGCAACCGGCUGAGUCGGCUCUGCUCCAGGGGCCCCCAGAGAGGAUGAGGGAGGAGAAGGAGGAGGGGGAGCUGUACUACGGAUGUGACAGAUGAGUUGCUGCAGAUUGUGUCAGAACUGCAAAUUACCCAUGGUAAACCCUUAUGAGACUGGCACGCCCACCGCAGCUCAUUGCUCUGGGAUGUGUACCACUUUCCAGUAAGACAGACAGAAUCCUCUUUAGUGAAUCACGGAUCACAAAUACUGUAUGAUUAAAACUGUACAUAAUAACAAUUACCUUUUGUUUGAAUUUUCUGUUAUGCAAGAAAUAUACAUUUGUUUGUACCUGGAUAUAUGAACCAUUCUCUACUUCAAUACAUGUUACUUUAGCUCUUACAGAAGCUUCCCUUUGCUUUGCUUCCCAGACAUCGCCUUACCCCUGCUCUCUCCCCAUGUCAUAUUAAAACUAGUGGAAGAGCCUUGAAUACUCACUGGUUAAUGUUUAACUGCCCUGCAUGAAGCUUAACCACUGGGUUAUCCAUUAGAGACACAGUCCCUGACUCUAUGACAGAGGUUAUUAGAGAAGUAAGUUACAGUCUCCUUUUCAAUCUCUACCAAUUACACAUUGAAGAAAAAAAAACUAAAUGGACUGACUAAUAGGAGUUCAUUUUUAUGUUUAACUAGUGGAGUGGUGUGCUGCUGUGUUUAGAGAUUGAGAGGCUAGGCUGUUGUAAUUGACCGCACUGUUUACCUGAAGCUAGAAUUGAAUAAAAAAAAAUAUAUAUAUGAAAUCUUGUAACCAUGGUAGUACAUUUUAGGGUUAGUUAUUUUUAUAGCUAUAAAAUUAUAAUAUGUAAUAAACCCAUUUCAUAUUGAAAGACUGUAUUCCUAUUUUCCCCUGUGUCACUGUACAGUAGUGGUCACAAUCCUGACUCCUACAUUCUGUUUUGUUUAGCUUACUUUCAGGGGUACAUUUCAGAAAACGAGGAUCAGAAACCUUGGUGAGUCUAAUUACAGAUCUCGAGCAGCUCGUCUCUGUUCUAGUUUCGCCGAUUCUCAGUUCACACGCCGUCCUGCAAAACCUAACAAAGAACUGAAGGACCUCCUUGUGAAUGAGAUGCAUCUCUCUCAAGGGUUCUAUCCUGGUUAAAUAAAUACACCUGAAACCUGCAUCAGAAAGCCAU